Columba livia (rock pigeon) is the source of this 2781-nucleotide messenger RNA. RefSeq names its product zinc finger and BTB domain containing 47 (gene ZBTB47). Gene Ontology annotation, biological process: regulation of transcription by RNA polymerase II. The coding region runs from base 410 to 2557 and encodes 715 amino acids. Lineage: Eukaryota; Metazoa; Chordata; Aves; Columbiformes; Columbidae. The transcript has 6 exons. Gene Ontology annotation, cellular component: nucleus. Gene Ontology annotation, molecular function: protein binding; DNA-binding transcription factor activity, RNA polymerase II-specific. The record is from RefSeq and is a predicted model, not a curated record.
UUCCUAAAAGGGGCUUAACAUGGCGAUGGGCAGGAUGAGGUGAAGGGAGAGGAAAAGAAAAAAUUAAAAAUAAGAAAAAAGAAAAAGAAGAAAAAUAGAGGAAAAAAAGGGGGGAGAGGAGAAAAAAAAAAAGAGAAAAAGAAAAGAAAAGAAGGAAAAAAAACCUAAUAAGGACGGGAGAUGCAAAGCAGCGGCGGCGCGGUAAUUUCCUCCCCCCCGCUUCUUUAAAAAAAAAAAAAAAAAAGAGAAAAAGACAAAAAAGCCAGCCAAAAAUAAAAGAAAAAAAAAGAAAAUCAACCAACCCAGCAAACCACCCAACCCAACAUUUCUGUUUUUUUCAUGGAGAGCAAAAACCCCAGGCAAGCGGAGGAGGACCGGGACUCCUUUGCGCGGAGACCUUUGCAUCAAAAUGCUGAUAGUUGAAAAAACAACUGACUACCCUUCGGCUGAGUACUCCCUGGUGGAGGAUGUAGCCCUCCACUUCACGUGUUUGAUGGACAGACUGAACGAGCAGCGCCUCUUUCAGCCGGACUUGUGCGACGUGGACAUCGUGCUGGUGCAGCACAAGAGCAUCUUCCCGGCGCACAAAGGGGUCCUGGCAGCCUACAGCCAGUUCUUCCACUCCCUCUUCACCCAAAACAAGCAGCUGCAGCGCGUGGAGCUCUCUCUGGAAGCCCUCACCUCGCAGGGCCUCCAGCAGAUCCUCAACUUCAUCUACACCUCCAAGCUACUCGUCAACUCCUGCAAUGUGCAGGACGUGCUGAACGCGGCCACCGUGCUGCAGAUGAACAACAUCGCCUCCUCCUGCCAGGAUCUUCUGGACACCCGCUCGCUCAGCCUGGCCACCGAGAUGGCCCUGCCUGCGGAGGGCUGUGCUGGACCUCCACCCUACUACUGCGAGAUCAAGCAGGAGGUGGACGCCCCUCAUCCCAAAAUCUACGCCCGGGAGAGCAACGACCCCUACUCGGUGCGGGUGGAGGAUGGAGCAGGUGGUGGGACGCUCCCCCCUGGUCCAGCCAAGCAGUACUACAAGGAGGAGAAGGAUGGUGGUCCAGGCGCCGUCUGUAAGAUGGAAGGCGAAGAGUCUGAGGAGGACCUGGACAGCCAGGGUUCAUAUAACCGGGAGCAGAUCAUCGUGGAGGUGAACCUCAACAACCAGACCCUCAACGUCUCCAAGGGCACAGAGGGGAAGGCGACCGCCAGCGAAGCGGCCGUGAUGGGGCGGCCUGAUGGUGAUGGGGGCGACACGGAGGAGGAUGGGGAGGAGGAGAACGAGGAAGGAGAGGAGGAGGAGGAAGAGGAGGAGGAUGCGGAGGUGGGCGAGGAGGAAGAGGAGGAGCACAGCGAGGAGGAAGACCUGGAGGAGACAACAGAAGAAGAGGAUGAUGAUGAUGAUGACGAAGAUGCGUCGGAGGUGAAACGGGAAAAGGGUGGGCAGCCUCGCAGAGGCAGCUGGGCGUCCAAAGCCACCAAGCCUUCCAUGGCAACCAGGUCUCAGGAGAUGGCCAAGGUGGAAGAAGAGGAGGAAGAGGAAGAGGAAGGCCAGCGAGGGAGGAAGAGAAAAAAGGAACAGGACGGUUUGGGCCAGAAGGUUAAGCUGGAGGAGAAGCAGCACUAUCCAUGCAAGAAGUGUCCCCGGGUCUUCAACAACCGCUGGUACCUGGAGAAGCACAUGAAUGUCACGCACAGCCGCAUGCAGAUCUGUGACAAGUGUGGCAAGCGCUUCCUGCUGGAGAGCGAGCUGCUGCUGCACCACCAGACUGACUGUGAGAAGAACAUCCAGUGCGUGACGUGCGGGAAGGGGUUCAAGAAGCUCUGGUCCCUCCAUGAGCACAACAAGAUUGUCCAUGGCUACGCUGAGAAGAAGUUCUCCUGCGAGAUCUGCGAGAAGAAGUUCUACACCAUGGCCCACGUGCGCAAACACAUGGUUGCUCACACCAAGGACAUGCCCUUCACCUGCGAGACCUGCGGGAAGUCCUUCAAGCGCAGCAUGUCCCUCAAGGUCCAUUCGCUCCAGCACUCUGGAGAAAAGCCUUUUAAAUGUGAGAACUGCAAUGAGCGCUUCCAGUACAAGUACCAGCUGCGCUCCCACAUGAGCAUCCACAUCGGCCACAAGCAGUUCAUGUGCCAGUGGUGCGGCAAGGACUUCAACAUGAAGCAGUACUUCGACGAGCACAUGAAGACGCACACAGGCGAGAAGCCCUACAUCUGCGAGAUCUGCGGGAAGAGCUUCACCAGCCGCCCCAACAUGAAGCGGCAUCGCCGGACCCACACGGGCGAGAAGCCGUACCCCUGCGACGUCUGCGGCCAGCGCUUCCGCUUCUCCAACAUGCUCAAAGCCCACAAGGAGAAAUGUUUCCGCGUCAGCAAUCCCUUGGCUUCGGACACGGCCACCACCCCCCAACCCGCCGCCAGCCCGGCCCCGCUGCCCCCCGGCCCCGGCGUCUCCCCCCUGCCGCUGCUUCAUCCCCUUCCACAGACCCUCCCUCCUCCUCCUCACCUACCGCCACCCCCUCCCCUGUUUCCCGCGGGGAGGAUAAAUUCGAACAACAACUAGGUGUCCCCCCGAUCCCAACCAUGCGCCCGCACGGACUGCUCUCCCCCCGGGGAGCCAAGGCUUCGCUUGCUCUCUACCCCUCUUUCCUCCUCGUUUGAGGUCAUUUUGUUUUGUUUUUUGUUUUUUAUUUUUACUUUUUCUCACCUGUCAUUCUCCACGGAGACGGGGAGCAGGAGGAAGGCCCCGCCGAGGAGCGUGGAUGUCCGUCCCUAAGGGUGUAGUUA